Molecule: messenger RNA, 1969 nt
Organism: Protopterus annectens (West African lungfish)
Lineage: Eukaryota; Metazoa; Chordata; Ceratodontiformes; Protopteridae
Product: serine/threonine-protein kinase ULK3-like
Exons: 6
Coding region: 1-357 (118 amino acids)
Source: RefSeq, a predicted model, not a curated record
AUGGUAGAUAUGGGAGGUGAAUAUAUAGUCAUAAGUGAUGCUUCUGGCAGGAGACAUGGAUUUGUGGGCAAAGUUAACAACAUACACAUCAAUAAUCCGUUGUUUUUGGAAGAAGGAGAUAACUGUGCAGAAGCGCUGGAUCUUUACCAACAGUGUCUUGGCAGCUUAUUGAUCCUGUUAGCUGAUGAGCCACAGGGGCGAAGACGAGAACUUCUCCAUGGUGAGAUUCAAAACCUCAUGAACAGGGCAGAAUACCUGAAGGAGCAGCUAAAGAUAAGAGAAACACAGCAAGAUGCCAUAUCUAUGGACCGGGAUCAUUUUUCAGAGUCUGUCAAAGGAUCAUGUCUACUCCAGUGACAUUUUGGAAUUUACUGACAGGAGGCACUUUUUCAACUUUUGCAUGCCAACAAAUGGGAAUGUUGAAGAUGAGGACUUCUUUCCCUACAAAAAAGUCAUGCUGUCUCCAAUUCCUUGUUGUGUGUUUUAAUUUAAUAAAUGUGCUAGACUUUAAAAAGGUAUUUAUUAUAUAUGUAUGAAUGGUAGUUUCAAGUUUGGGGGAGAAGAAUGGAUGGACAUAAUGAAGGCUAGUAACAGAAUCUUUGCACUAUACCAACUUCUGUUGGCAUAAACUUAAUCAGAGCCAGUAAUUCUGCCUUCUUGUACACUGUAUAGGUUUGUAUAGCAUUUGGACUUCUAGCUCUUUAUGUUAACAUUUCAGUUUUUCUUUUUCUUUCUUUUUUUUUUUUUACUUUAUAUAUAAGGAUAGUAGGCCACAUUUGCUCUUUGACUGUUCACAUUUUUAAAAUGUGUUUGCCUUAACUUUAACCAUGGUUAAUGAUGACUCUCUGAUUUUUCCCCCUCAUAUAAUGAGCACCAAGGGAACUUUACUAACAACUGCUAAAUGCUUAAAAAAAACACUGUAAAAAAGAUGGAUGUUAGGUUGUAAUAAGAGUGAGAUGAGAUCUACUGUAACCAUAAUCUGGUUUCUAUCUUUGGAUUAAGCUGUCAUUCCGGCAAGCAACUCGUGAAUUACUGACACAUUUGUGAAAAUCUUAUGCAACGUGAUGGGGGUGGAGAUGGGUUAGAAAAAUGUAGAACUACUGUUUAGCACUUAAAAUAUGGAUUUAGGGUAAUACAUGGGGGACAGGUGUCCAGUGAGCAUGCAUGCUCAGAGCUCUUAUGUUUAUAAUAGGGAGGUAGAAUCUUUUCAUGCAUAUGUUAGUGCAAUAGCUUGUAAUCCUUCUGGGUGUCUGUUCUUCCUGAUUAUACCCAAAUAUGUUAUGUGCAGAUUUUGAAAGCUAAAGGAAACAAAACUAAUCUGGUUUAAGGUGGCUUCAUGUCAUAGUGGGAUGGAACCUUGACUAUGCCCCAUAUGAGCUUGGUUUGAUUACUAUCCUAGAUAGUGGAAUAGCCGUUUAAAUGAGAUGGGAGUGAGCGCCCAAUGCCAACUCACCCAUCCUAAAUGCAGGGUAUAGGAGACUUCCCAACUCAGCUGCUCCACCCUAUGGAAGACUAUGUACUGCAGUUUAUAAUGUGGAACAUGGGAAGUGUGGGGUGACCAAUGAGGACAUAUGCACUGUAGCUGGAUAUUACAAGUAUGCAGAGACGCUUAUUAUUCUUAGGUCCAGCAUAGUGGUCAUUGUACUGCACUUCCCAGCCAGCUGGGCGACGUGUUAAGAUUGCAUUAAAAAAAUCCCCUAACUCUUGCUUGGAUGCUGGUCAUGGUGGCAGUCUUUUACCCCUCUCCUGGGAAUCUUGAAUUGCAAGGGGAAUAGUGCCAGUACGGAAUAAGGGUUUGAUGGCAAAUGUGUGUGGGUGUGUGGGGGGGGGGUGUAGAGACAGAAGCAAAAAUCAAUGUUUAAAAAUAUGUAAUGACCUAUUUCAGUGUACUUUCAUUUGAAGAUUUUGUAAAUUCAGCACAACGUUUUGUGAAUGGACACAGAGUUUAAAAUAAAGUAAUAGCAAGCUC